This is a messenger RNA of Cylas formicarius (sweet potato weevil), 1162 nucleotides long. Its product is annotated as polygalacturonase-like. Gene Ontology annotation, cellular component: extracellular region. Gene Ontology annotation, biological process: pectin catabolic process. Gene Ontology annotation, molecular function: polygalacturonase activity. The record is from RefSeq and is a predicted model, not a curated record. The transcript has 4 exons. Lineage: Eukaryota; Metazoa; Arthropoda; Insecta; Coleoptera; Brentidae. The coding region runs from base 35 to 1123 and encodes 362 amino acids.
UACGUUGUGUUAAGCAUAUGCUUCGCAUUCAGUAAUGGGGUUCCUUGCAAACAUUGUUGCGGCCGCAUCGGUGGUGCUUCUGAUAGCAUCUUAUCCGCCUGGGGUAAGAGCAGAUUCUUGUACCAUCACCUCAUAUGACCAAAUCAGUAGCGUAGUAUCCAGUUGUAGUACCGUGACUUUUGGAAGUUUUACGGUACCGUCCGGAAAUAAACUGGAUAUUAAAUUCUUAGAUGGUGCUUAUGUUACCUUCACUGGUCAAAUUAAAUUCGAACACUACAAUGGCGAUGGCCCACUUAUAAAGUUGACAAUUAGCAAUGGUGUGGUGAAAGGAGAUGACAAUCACUUGUUUAAUGGGCUCGGAGAAACAUACUGGGGCUUAAGCGAUACUAAGCCUCUACUAAUGCGUCUUGUCGGACAACACACUGGAUUUUAUGGAUUCAAAAUAAAGAAUUGUCCUCAACGGUGUGUUUCGAUUAACAGUUCCAAGAAUUCCGUCAUAGGAAGUUUCAUAAUCGACAAUACUGACGGCAUUGGUAAAGCAAAAAAUACCGAUGGAUUCGAUGUCAGUUCGUCUAGCAAUAUUGUAAUUAAAGACACCACCGUGACCAAUCAAGAUGAUUGUGUGGCUAUUAAUUCAGGUUCUGAUAUUUUAGUGGACAACCUUCAUUGUAUCGGAAGUCACGGAUUCGAUAUUUCUGUUGGACAGGGUAGUGGAAAUACCAACUUUGUUACAAACGUUACCUUCCAGAACUCCAUACUAACUGAAGGUAUGGUAGGCCUCAGUAUGCUUUCGCAUGUUGAGGGUGGAACCGGAGAAGUUAACACUGUUAAUUAUAAUAAUAUCAAAAUAGAAGGCGCUACCGACUACGCAGUUUUCUUUCAUCAAGAUUUCUCCAGUGCUUCCCAGGGUAACACGGGUGUUCCAGUAGGCACCGUUGUAUUUUCUGACAUCACUCUCAAUAAUGUUUCUGGCUAUGUGGACAGCAAUAAGGCCGCUGCAGUGUGCUUACGAUGUGCGUCGGGAUACUGUAAAAAUUUCAACUUCAACGGGUUACAGAUAAGCGGUGCUAAGAAGAAGGACGAAUGCAGCAUCCAACCAAACGGAUAUAAAUGCAAUACUUAAAAAGUUUAUUGUCAUUUCGAAAAGGAAAAUAAACCUCAU